This is a messenger RNA of Leucoraja erinaceus (little skate), 1188 nucleotides long. It is a transcript of the gene c25h12orf43, whose product is annotated as chromosome 25 C12orf43 homolog. Gene Ontology annotation, biological process: Spemann organizer formation; Wnt signaling pathway; negative regulation of Wnt signaling pathway. The record is from RefSeq and is a predicted model, not a curated record. Lineage: Eukaryota; Metazoa; Chordata; Chondrichthyes; Rajiformes; Rajidae. The coding region runs from base 51 to 884 and encodes 277 amino acids. The transcript has 6 exons.
CCCAUGGGGCCGCGCUCGCAGGUCGGGCCGGCGUGAGCGGGGAGAUUGAAAUGGCGGCGGCCGUGGAGGCGCGGAGUUCAGACUCUGACAACGCGGAGGAAUGGUCCCGCCUCAGAGAGGCGGCUUGGGAUCUCGGAUCUCAGAGAACUAUAGCUGGGACCAAUGAAGAUAAGACGACUUCAGUGUCAAUAAAACCAAGUCUCAGGCAAAAAGGAGAUAAUCAGCAGCACGACAAAAAUGAACUACAGACGACGCCAGAAUUCAGAAGUCACGUUGCUAAAAAGCUUGGCGUCUUGCUAGAUGGUAUCAUUGCUGUUGACAAUUCUGGGCCACUUCUAAAGCAACCAGCAGAAGAUAAUGGUGACGAUGAAGGUUUUCGAUUAUUUACCACAAGCAUACCCGAGGAUCAUAGGAAAGUCGAACCUUCAUCUCCAGUUAAAUGGAAGCCCCCGCCUAGUUCAAGUGAGUCGGACAGUGAAUGGGAUCGGUUGAAGGAGGCAGUGGUUUCGGGCGACGACUUACUUUGGCAAAGUUCCAUCGUCAGCAAUCAGCCAGAGACAAAUCAGGAGGAAGGCCCCGCUGAGAACAAAGGCAAUUGGAAAAAGAAGAAGAGGAAAAAGAGGAAGCUGGCCACUGAAGGUGGGGACGAUAGUAAAGAGGACGAGGAGGCAGUUUCAACAAGAAAAUCCAAACAGAAGUGCCGAGUUCUGGUAAAAGAGCUGGAACAAACAGAAUUUACUGAUGAAACUCUGGAGGGUCAGGAACGCUUCAAGACAGAAGAAGCUGAUGUUGAAAGGGGUGGAAAGAAAAGAAAGAAACCCAAAAAUGGUAAACAUAUAUCCAAAAUUAAGUUAAAAGGAGUUCUGGUAACAGAUGGGUUAUGACAUUCAUUGGCGAUUCCUGACUUCCUUCAGCUUUCACUCGAGGUGCUGUUCCAAAAGCUUUUGAUUUGUGUACUUUAGCCUCUUACUUUGAAGUAAUGUGGAUCUCCAUGUGAGAAGGGGAAGCAAUGAUUUCUUGCAUACUGCCGUCCUGCCCAAGGGAGAAUGUCUCUGAGUGGAGAUUUGUUGGACUGAUUCAGCUGAAUUGUGAAUAAUGAACUGUUGCUUGAGGGAACUGUGACUGUGGAGCUUUUGGUCCAUGUAUCUUCCUGUUACCUGCCUGAAAUGAUAAUAGUUUCUUUCCUCA